Messenger RNA from Rhagoletis pomonella (apple maggot), 1631 nucleotides. RefSeq lists its product as uncharacterized. Gene Ontology annotation, molecular function: endonuclease activity. Lineage: Eukaryota; Metazoa; Arthropoda; Insecta; Diptera; Tephritidae. The transcript is spliced from 5 exons. Gene Ontology annotation, cellular component: preribosome, large subunit precursor; Las1 complex. The record is from RefSeq and is a predicted model, not a curated record. The annotation marks the transcript as partial. Gene Ontology annotation, biological process: maturation of LSU-rRNA; maturation of 5.8S rRNA.
AGUUCAACAGCUCCGCUCAGCGCUGAGUUACCCAUCUCUAAUUUGCACGUGGAUGGUUUGUUUACUAUUUUCAACCAUGCUAUUUUACUGACUCCAAUCUUCCUUCCUAUACCGUUUCUAUGUUAUGAACUUUUAACGAAUUAAUAAUCGGCUUAUGAUACCAAAGGAGGACGACAGGGAGUUAUUGGUAUUAUGGAAGAAAUUGCGGUUGAAAAAAAGACGGACAGUUGUUGGACCGUGGAAAGAUGUAAAGGAAUUUGGGUGCAUCUUUGAGUGGUUGUUUGGACCCGACAAUGACAUAGAACAGCAAAAGCGCGCUCUAAAACAAAUGAAGGUUUGGAGUUUGCGGCGUAGUACACAAUGCCCAGCGGGCGUACUUGCAACUAAGACGCUUCUAGAAGUGCAACACAGAGAUAAAGAGCGGACGCAAAAUACACUAACUGAGAGCGACUUGCAAACUUUAUAUGCAAGCGCUUUCACACGCUUCUUCAAUUUUAUGUCGUCCACUAUGCAAACGCAUAAUAUGCGGACAAUGUACGAUACCGCACGUAUGCUUGGACUGCCUUCUUUUGUGGUGGAUCUACGACACAUUUGUGCCCACGGACAAGUGCUGCCUCCCCUCGACGUAUUACGGAACUCCGUGGUGAACUGCUUGACAUGGCUUCGUGACUACUAUUGGAUUCCACAACGAGAUACAAUGUGCGAUGUAGACGCCAGUAAAAUUCGUCGCAAAGACAAAACACAGUUUGAAGAAAAUGUUACGACACUAUUUGUUAUUUAUGAUGCAGCUUUGGAGUGCGCUUGUAAAGGUGCGCAUAAUAUGAAAAGUGGAAAACGGCACAUAAGUGGCAAACGUCUUGCGCAGCUUAGAGCAUAUUACGCUGAUCACAAGUUAACUUCAUUAAAAGAAGCGUUGGAGCUUGCAGUAAAAGAAUUAAUAUCACAAAUCAAACGCGAAAUAGCCAUUAAGGAUAUGUCGGAAAUUUUUAUUGAAUCCUUACUGAAGAUGAAAUAUUUCUUCUCGAUUGGAGAUACUCAUAGCUCUGGGGAACCUCUAGAAUUUAUAAUUGCCGCAACACAAAGCCUUUUCCGAAUGCUGGCGAUUCACGGAUUCAUCGAAGAUCUCUUUUACAGUUUGAUAGAAAUGGCAGACAACGCCGUCGUGCCGAAGAACCGUCGAGCUGGUGCAAGUUUGUGGGCCACAAGGAUAGCUGCAGGCUUUGUAGCCUUUCGCAAAUGCAAACAAAUGUAUAAGGCGGAAUUGGAUGAGAAUCCCAAUACAAAAGACUUUGACUUCACCACGUUGAAUCUAGAAAAUAUAUCGAAGAAAAUGAGAAGGCAUUUGAUUUAUGCCGGAGUUGACUUAAAAUGUACGCCUAUUUUUGGUGAUUCUAUGCGACGUCCAUGGCUUUGGAUAGUUGAAAAAAGUUUUGUAAAACAAAAACUUAGUUCUAUUAAUACAUAUACAGCACCUAUAGUCAAGAGCAUAUUGCCACUUGUGGAGCCACCACUUACAACUGCUGAAAUCCGAGGCAUCUCACAGUUAAUCGACGCUUUUUUUGGCAAGAAAAUUGGUCUGAAGAAACAGGUUGAAAAACCAACUGACAAUGAUGCCACAAUUCAUACAGCUA